CGAGGGGAGAGGCCCCGCCUGCGGGCGGUGCCGCGGGCAGACCCGGCCCCGGGCGCGGCCCCGCUCCCGCCUCCGUCCCGCUUCAUCGCGUUCGGCUGCUCCGCGCCGCGCCGGAGGCACCAAGAUGGCUGUCCUCUCAAAGGAGUACGGCUACGUCAUCCUGACAGGGGCUGCCAGCUUCAUCUUGGUCACGCACCUUGCGGUGAAAGUGGCCAAGGCCCGCAAGAAGUACAAUGUGGAGUAUCCAACCAUGUACAGCACAGACCCUGAACACGGACAUAUGUUCAACUGCAUCCAGCGUGCACACCAGAACACAUUAGAAGUUUACCCUGCCUUCCUGUUCUUCUUAGCCACUGGCGGAGCCUACCACCCGCGGAUUGCCACAGGGCUUGGCAUCACCUGGAUCCUUGGGAGAAUCCUCUAUGCCUAUGGCUACUACACAGGAGACCCAAAAAACCGAAGGAGAGGCGCCAUUGGUUCAGCUGCGCUCAUUGGGCUGGUGGGCACAGGCGUGUGCUCAGCUUGCCAGCACCUCGGCUGGAGCUGCCGGGACUAACUGACCAUCACAACAGUUGCCUGGGAAACUAAAGCGAUUUUCGUUUUGUUUUCAUUUCCUAUCUGUGUGUUGGGUUUUUUUUCCCCUCAAUGUAAUAAAAUGAAGUUGUCAGUUCUGUA
Grus americana (Whooping crane) is the source of this 675-nucleotide messenger RNA. RefSeq names its product microsomal glutathione S-transferase 3 (gene MGST3). Gene Ontology annotation, molecular function: glutathione transferase activity; glutathione peroxidase activity. The coding region runs from base 125 to 556 and encodes 143 amino acids. The record is from RefSeq and is a predicted model, not a curated record. Gene Ontology annotation, cellular component: endoplasmic reticulum; nuclear envelope; membrane. The transcript has 6 exons. NCBI's taxonomy places the organism in Eukaryota, Metazoa, Chordata, Aves, Gruiformes, Gruidae.